This is a messenger RNA of Nothobranchius furzeri (turquoise killifish), 1782 nucleotides long. It is a transcript of the gene pcbd1, whose product is annotated as pterin-4 alpha-carbinolamine dehydratase/dimerization cofactor of hepatocyte nuclear factor 1 alpha. The record is from RefSeq and is a predicted model, not a curated record. Lineage: Eukaryota; Metazoa; Chordata; Actinopteri; Cyprinodontiformes; Nothobranchiidae. Gene Ontology annotation, biological process: tetrahydrobiopterin biosynthetic process. Gene Ontology annotation, molecular function: 4-alpha-hydroxytetrahydrobiopterin dehydratase activity.
AAUGGCAAACUUAAACCUUCUGACUCCAUUUCCCUCCACUGUGGGGAAUCUCCUGUUUCAAAAUGAAAUGUAAUUGACCUUAAAUGAGUUGCCCAGUAAUACCAGAUUAUAUUAGGACAUUUUGAACCACCUUUACUAUGUGGUAUGUGUAAUAAAGACAAUCGAAUCUUAGCUUUAGCAUUUUUCCAUAUAAAUUCAAUAAGCAGCUUUUGAACUUUCCCCAAAAUCUCAGCUGGUGGAGGUACAGGCACAUUUUGAAAAACAUAUAGUAUUUUGGGGAGUAUAUUCAUUUUAAUAACACUAAUUCUGCCAAUCAAAGACAGAGAUAAAGGCAUCCAUCGGUCUAUCAAUCCUGUUAUGUCAUUCAUUAGGAGUUCAUAAUUAGAUCUGACAAUCAAAUUCAACUUACGCCUAAUUUCUAUCCCUAAAUGUGAGAAAUGGUCCACUAUUUUAAAGAGCAAGUCACCCCCAAAUCAACUUUUUUUUGCUGAUAAACUAAAUAAACGAGUGUCUAGUCGUGCUGCAGACACGUGUAGUCAAUAAUUAGGUAAUUCAGUGCAUCUUAGUUAAAAUUUAAAUAUUCUGCCUAAAACUGUCAGUGUUGUGCCUUUGUCAGGUAAAAACUCUGCACUGCCUUUGAAUUUAAAUCUGCCACCGCUAUUGGCUAAGAGGUAUGCUAUGAUGUAAACUGGUCCUUAUGAUGUCACAAUUCUGUCGUGAGCCUGAGUGUGUGUGUGUAUUUGUCAGCGGCUCCGCCCUCUCAGUCUGCCAGGCAACAGAAUUUGUUGCAUUUUUCAAACAUGAAGUGGGAGUGGAGUUAGACUCUGGUAGGGGGUGACUUGCUCUUUAAAGGCCCGCACUUGUGGAGUUGGUCUUUCAGCUUCUUUCUCACUAAGCAGUAGGAGAGAGGAUUUUGUGUUGUUUAUAGUCUCAGCUGGUUUUUAAUAUAACUUCAGCCUCCUGUCUCCACUGAGCAAACAGAGCUGGCCUUUAUGUCACAGAGCCUGCAGCGAUAGCUGGCCCACCGCGCGCCUUGUGCAACAGAUGGCUGUUCAUGAUUAAACAGCUGGCUGAAGGGCCUUUCAGCUGGGGUGGGGAUUCUACUCAGGCUCCUGCAUGGGCAGCUAAGCAGGACCCAGUCCUCCCCUCCCCAGAUGGGAUCAUUCCAGCUACACUCUGGCUGUCACAGCACAUUUGCCUCUGUGCAACAGGCGGCAGGAGCUGGACACACACUACAAACAUGGCCGGAAAGAUCCAGAGUCUGACUGAGGAGGAGAGAGCCCAUCUACUCCCGAUGCUCCGCAACGCCCAGUGGGUGGAGGUGGUGGGGCGAGAUGCCAUCUACAAAGAGUUUAUCUUCAAAGACUUCAAUCAGGCCUUUGGUUUCAUGUCCAGAGUGGCUUUGCAAGCAGAGAAGAUGGAUCAUCAUCCUGAGUGGUUCAACAUCUAUAAUAAGGUCCAAAUUACCCUCAGCACUCAUGAUUGUGGCGGAUUGUCCCAGCGUGACAUCACUAUGGCCUCCUUUAUCGACCAGGCUUCUCUGAUGUGAUCAAUCUACAAAUCAGUUACCAAACCUGAAGACAUAACUUGAAAAACCCAGAAAAAAGGACCCACCCGUGCUAACAAUUGUGUAAGACGAGGACGACUUCAGUUAGCUAAAGACGUUUAGAAGAAUGGAAGCAAUCAUUCCAGAUGUUACAGAAAUGUUUUUGUUUUUCUUAAAUGUUGUCUUUUAAUUAAAGUGUCAUUGAUGGGACAAUAAAUAAAUAAAUAAAAACACCA